UCAAUUUGAAGUUUUGUUUCUUUUCUUUGGCCUGAAUUUGAAGUUUUGUUGCUAGAACAAAGCUUCGAGCAAGAGACGAGACUGUUGUGAGCUAUCAGACUGCGUUCCGCGCUUCGGGGACACGGAGAUGAAAAACGUGCUGAGUUCAGAUUAGCCGAAGGCGACCGCUUUCAUUAGAAGUGUUCGAUUCUUGAUGUUUGAUUUCACAGGUAAUUCUGAUCACUUCAAUGGCGGGCAUGGGCUCAGGGACAUCGCCACCAUCGGUGAGGUCGUGGAGGACCGCUUUCUUGACUCUCAGAGACGAAAUCCUUACCCCCCCUCCUCGUACUUCGCUCGCCCAAAUGCUAAAUAAUCUCAUUUUCUCCCAUUCACACGCUUUGUUGUCUGCCGUCCCUGAACUUCCUUCUCACGAGGUUUUGUCCGACAUUUUGUUUAUGCUGGAGUUGGUUGCAACUACUUCUGCCAGUGAAGAAGAACUGACUCAAGUCUUUACGCAAACAUCACGCUUGAUCCAUGAUAUAUCUCGUCGCAUGGAUUUGGAAAUGAACGCUCUCUCGUUGACCCGUCUCCUUAAUUGUUUCGGGAAGAUGCUGGAUCUUUUUAUCGGGAAGGCUAUCAUUGGGGACGAGCUAAGUAGAAUUGGAAGUAAUACUUCAAUGAGACAUGCGAUCGAAUGUGUACAGGCUAUCAGAUGUAUUACCACUUCAUCUCAACAAAGAUGGUUGCAGUCUGAAGACAUGCUGCUAGUUAAGUUCCUACUUAACAUUAUUGUGAGAACUCAUGCUGUGCCAUGUUGGAUGCCUCGUUCAACUUGUGAAGAAAGAUCAGCUACUGAGACAUCGAUGAGGUUAUCUAGAGACAGCAGUUCAUGGGAAUUACAAGGUGUAGCUUUUUCUAUGCUUGGUGGAGCAAUGUCAAAAGAUGGGUCGUCCUUUCCAGUUGAUAUCUGGAGAUCAAUAAUUGAGGUGCUUCGAAAAAUAAUGGAUGGCUUGGUAUCACAAACCCCAAUUGUGGAAGACAUUGUUAUGUCCAGGUUUUAUGAAUCCUUUCUGCAUUGUUUGCAUUUAGUUAUUUCUCAUGCCAAAUGUUCUGUAUCAGAUCAUGUGUCAGUUUUUGUAUCUGUCCUACGGAUGUUCCUUACUUAUGGCCUUAAUAGCAAAAUACCACAUACUUGUCUCCUCAUCGGUAGUGAGGAGAAGUGUCCUAGUAUGAUGAUUCCUAAGGCAAGUUUGGGUCAAGGGAACAAGUCCAAUCGUGGUGCAUAUAGGCCUCCACACUUACGCAAGAAGGAGUGUACAAAUUUGAAGCAUAAUAGGGCUUGGCAUUCUCAUUCUCCAGAUAAUGCAGAAGAGAAUGAAUGUUCUACUUCCUGUGUUGCAUCUUCAGAUUCUGAUUUCAGUGAUGGUGAUGGACCAGCUAAGGAUAGUGAUAGUGUGCAGAAGUCUAGGGUCAGAGUAGCUUCCAUAAUUUGUAUACAGGAUCUUUGUCAAGCUGAAUUUAAAUCCUUCUCCACACAAUGGUCCAUACUUUUUCCUACCACUGAUGUACUACAACCAAGGAAGUCUGAUGCAACUCUAAUGACAUGCCUGCUGUUUGAUCCAUAUUUCAAGGUGCGGAUGGCAUCUGCGUCGACUCUUGCAGCCAUGUUGGAUGGUCUUUCAUCCACUUUCCUUCAAGUAGCAGAAUAUAAAGAAUCCAGUAAAUUUGGAUCUUAUACAGCGCUUUCGAAUUCCCUUGGGCAGAUUUUACUGCAACUCCACAGAGGUAUUCUAUAUUUGUUACAACACGAAGCUAAUGGUAGGUUGCUAGCAUUGCUGUUUAAGAUUCUCAGGCUGGUGAUAUCAUCAACACCAUAUUCGAGAAUGCCACCAUAUUUGCUGCCUAAUGUUGUUACAUCUCUGAGGAGAAGGAUUGAAGAGGGUUUUCGGUUCCAAAGUGACCCGACUGGUCUAAUGGGCUCUGCUCUUGGUUGCUUGUCAUUGGCUCUGUCUACCUCACCUUCCUCAGCUCAUGUCAGGAAGAUGCUUUUUGAGGAGGUUUCUUCAGUUUCCAGUGAGGCUGAAAACAAGUCAGGUGUUCUUUUUAUGUUAUUUGAAUAUUCAGUGCAAUGGAGCUCUCCAACCAUUUGCCUUGAGGCACUCCAGGCACUUAGAGCUGCAUGCCACAAUUACCCCAACAUAGUUUUUGAAUGCUGGAAAGACAUUUCUUCUACUGUGUAUGCCAUCCUUGGUGGAGCUUUCCCUGAGGUACCCUCAAGGAGCUCAAGUAACUAUGUUGGUUGCUCUACAGUAUUUAUUGGGGAAAAAGUUAUUACAGUUUCUAUUAAGGUUUUGGAUGAGUGUCUUCGUGCAGUAUCUGGUUUUCAAGGAACAGAAGAUCUUUCAGAUGAGAAGCUAGACGAUAUUCCUUUUGCAUCUGAUUGUAUCAGGAUGAAGAAAGUCUCAUCGGCUCCAUCUUAUGAGCCAGAUAGCAGAGAUGAAGGUAUAGUCUUUUUUAAAGCAUGUGAAUCUGGCAUCCAGCUAUGGCAUGAGGCGAUUGAGAAGUACAUACCACUUACAUUAGGUCAUUCUUCUGCAAUGGUGAGAGCCGCAUCAGUCACUUGCUUUGCGGGUAUGACUUCUGCAGUAUUCAUAUCUUCCACUAAGGAUAAACAGGAUUUCAUUAUGUCAUCUUUAAUUAAUGCCGCAUUACACGAUGAUGCACCAUCAGUUAGGUCUGCUGCUUGUCGAGCCAUUGGUAUCAUCUCAUGUUUUCCCCAAGUUUGUCAGAGUGCAGAGAUACUUGACAAGUUUAUUAAUGCUGUUGAGACAAACACUCGUGAUCCCUUAGUCUCAGUAAGGAUAACGGCUUCAUGGGCUUUGGCAAAUAUCUGUGAUUCUAUCCGUCACUGUGUCAGCUAUCUUCCUUUUGGAUGUACAGGUACACAUGCUAACCCUGAGUUGAUCAUAUCAUUGAGCGAGUGUGCUUUGCAUUUGACAAAGGAUGGAGACAAGGUAAAGUCUAAUGCUGUGAGGGCUCUUGGAUAUAUUUCAAGAAUUUUUAAAUGUUCAACUUCAUCAAGUUUCCAGGACAUGUCAGUGGACCAUAUGGACCGUGGUACUAAGGCCUUUACCUCUGGUGAUGAACCAAAGGUUUUUCAAGGGUAUAAUUCAUACUCUUGCCAGUUGUAUUCUUCAGAAGAUACUCAUAGGCUGGAGAAAAUGGUUCAGGCAAUUAUUUCUUGCAUUACAACAGGGAAUGUUAAGGUCCAGUGGAAUGCUUGUCAUGCAUUAGGCAACCUAUUUCUGAAUGAAACAUUAAGGCUGCGAGAUAUGGAUUGGGCUCCAUUUGUUUUUGGUAUUCUUCUGCAAUUAUUACGUGAUUCAUCAAAUUUUAAGAUCAGGAUACAAGCUGCUGCUGCUUUGGCUGUGCCAGUGACAGUGCUUGAUUAUGGGAUAUCCUUCCCUGACAUUGUGCAAGGUGUAGGGCACGUGAUAGAGAAUCUAGGUGUGGACUCAAAUUCAGCACCAACAAAUUUCAAGUAUAAGAUUGCAUUGCAGAAACAGCUAACCUUGACGAUGUUACACGUUCUAAGCUUAGCCUCAAGCACAAAGCACGAUCCCUUGAAAGCUUUUCUUGUGAAGAAAGCAUCAUUCUUAGAAGAUUGGUUCGUGGCUUUGUGCUCGUCUGUAGAAGAGGCAUGUCAGCUUGAUGCCCAAGAUAAGUCCAUUGAAGAUCGGAAGAAAGUAAUGAUUUCCAGAGCCAUACAAUCACUUAUGGAAGUGUACAACGAAAAAGAGCACCAUGCAAUCGCUCAAAGUUUUGAGGAAUUGAAAAACAAAGUAUGUGCCGAAUGAUAAAUAUUCGUCUUUCAGUUUCAUGUAUACCAUUUUAGGAUGGAGGUGAGAGACUCUGGUUAACCGCCAAUCAAUAGAAGCAAGACAAGGAUGGUGAAGCGCAUAGAAAAGCUCCUUGCAGUGACCGUGAGAGAAGCUGAUGACUGGACUGGCGAAGGAUGUAAUGAAAUUAAGGAAGACGGUCAUUGGACAUUGUGUCCCAAGCUAUUCGGCAUCUGAGGUAUCUUCAUGAUUAGUGCUUUUUACCUCGGAAUGGAAUGGAAUGUCAAUUUAGAAAUUCCUUUUUGUUUUUCUUUGUAUUAAUUCUCAUCUUUUUAUAUCAAUUUCUAGAUAUGUAUAGGCUAUGUUAAGUUAGACAGGCUAUAAGCUGAAUUUUGAGUUAUGUGCAUACAUUCAAAGCUCUAGUCCCCAAGCAUUUUUUAGGUCACUUAAUUUCUUCUCUUUUAGGGGUAAUGUUGUAAUUUUGUUUUUUAACACUUGAGAGUAGCUCUCCCAAUUCCCAAAUACAUUUUAUGCAUUUACACA
Molecule: messenger RNA, 4361 nt
Organism: Prosopis cineraria
Lineage: Eukaryota; Viridiplantae; Streptophyta; Magnoliopsida; Fabales; Fabaceae
Exons: 27
Coding region: 228-3836 (1202 amino acids)
Source: RefSeq, a predicted model, not a curated record